UUAGCUCUCGACCAUCAUCCCCUCACGAUCCCUGCCCCUUGUCGCUCUUUCAUCACCGUUCAUAAGACAUCAUGGUCGCCCAGGCAGACGGCCGCGUGAACGAGCGCAUCGAGAACUACACCAAGUUCUGGCAAAAGGACAUCUCCAAGGACGGUGCAGACGACACUGCCAACCGUGUCGACAGCUACACGGACGUCGUCAACGGCUACUACGACGGCGCCACCGACCUGUAUGAGUUCGGCUGGGCGCGCUCCUUCCACUUCUGCCGCUUCUACAAGGGCGAGGCGUUCCAGGCGGGGCUCGCGCGCCACGAGCACUACCUCGCCGCGCAGAUGGGCCUGCGCCCCGGCAUGCGCGUGCUUGACGUCGGCUGCGGCGUCGGCGGGCCCGCCCGCGAGAUCGCACGCUUCGCGGACGUGAACGUCGUCGGCCUCAACAACAACGACUUCCAGAUCGGCCGCGCGCGCCGCUACACGAAGGAGGCCGGCCUCGAGGGCCAGGUGUCCUUCGUCAAGGGCGACUUCAUGAAGCUUGCGGAGCAGUUCGGCGAGAACACGUUCGACGCGGUGUACGCCAUCGAGGCGACCGUGCACGCGCCUGCGUUCGAGGGCGUGUACGGUGAGAUCAUGAAGGUCCUCAAGCCCGGAGGAGUGUUCGGUGUGUACGAGUGGGUGAUGACGGACGCCUGGGACCCGUCGAUCCCGUCGCACAAGGAGCUCGCGAACCGGAUCGAGCUCGGGAACGGCAUCCCAAUUAUGCGGCCGCUGAAGGACGCGCGCGACGCGAUGCGCAAGGUCGGCUUCGCCGUCGAGCACGAGGAGGACCUCGCAGACCGGCCGGACGAUGUGCCGUGGUACUACCCGCUCGAGGGCGACGUCUUCAAGGCGCAGACCGCGUGGGACUACAUCACCGUGUGGCGGAUGAGCUGGAGCGGCAAGCUUGUGACACAUUACGGUGUGUGGGCCCUUGAGCGGGUAGGUCUUGUCCCGAAGGGGACAUGGGAGGUCGGUGAGGCCCUCAAGAUUGCCGGUGACUCGCUCGUCGAGGGUGGCAGGACAAAGCUCUUCACACCAAUGUACCUCGCCGUCUGCCGCAAGCCCGCACAAAACUGAGUGGAUGGUUCCCGCUGUCUUGUCGCUGUUUCUUUCGUUUCCCUUGGGACUGCAUAUACAUACCCUGGUAAUAACAGCCUGACGAGCCUUACGCUUGGAGGGUCUGUCGUUUGGAUAACGUCGUAAUCGAUCGCAUUGCCAUGCA
Molecule: messenger RNA, 1257 nt
Organism: Fomitopsis serialis
Lineage: Eukaryota; Fungi; Basidiomycota; Agaricomycetes; Polyporales; Fomitopsidaceae
Product: S-adenosyl-L-methionine-dependent methyltransferase
Exons: 5
Coding region: 72-1112 (346 amino acids)
Biological process (GO): ergosterol biosynthetic process
Cellular component (GO): endoplasmic reticulum
Molecular function (GO): sterol 24-C-methyltransferase activity
Source: RefSeq, a predicted model, not a curated record